UAUAAAUACCUGGAACACGAUCAAUAACAAAAAUUUUCGUUCAAAAGUUACCAAAAAAAAUCACAGAAAUGGCGUGCAGGACUGUGUUGCGCUGCGUCUUCUCAACAGAGCCGUAUAGACCUUUGCAUCAAAACCGUGCCCUUUUUUCUCUCCCAUUAACGACAGUUGUAUUUUCUUCCCAAGUUCGUUUCAGUUACAGAAAUUAUGGAACUAUUAGAGCUAGAAAUCUUCACUUUACACGACGAACUCAAAUUUGUUGCUCGCGUAACGACAACCAAUCAUCAGCUCAGGACGAACAGGAACAAGGUCCGCCUCAAGAAGCCGUUCUUAAAGCCAUUUCAGAGGUAUCAAAGACAGAAGGUCGGGUUGGACAGACCACAAAUGUUGUUAUUGGAGGUACUGUAACUGAUGAUUCUACUAAUGAGUGGCUGGCUUUGGAUCAGAAGGUCAAUUCAUAUCCAACGGUUAGAGGGUUUACAGCAAUUGGAACUGGUGGCGACGACUUUGUGCAAGCCAUGGUUGUUGCUGUUGAAUCAGUCAUUCAGAAGCCUAUACCUGAGGGUCGCGUGAGGCAGAAAUUAUCAUCAAGGGGCAAAUAUGUAUCUGUCAACAUUGGUCCUAUUCAAGUCAGUUCCAGUGAGCAGGUGAGGAUUGGAGGAAUGGUAGUGGUUGGAAAACUUUCCUUGAGAUGCCGAAUAAACAAAAUUCCAAACGCAUAAUUAGGCAAAGACAUCGGUUUUGGUUGUCGCCACCUUAAACACAACUAUUAUUAGUAAAUGAUUGAUCUUAUAUGGAGCAGUUAUAGUCAGCUUGUGCUGCCAUGCGGCGUGUCGCAAAUCUUAUUUCCCAACGUAGUUGCACAAACGCUGUACAGGUCUGAGUAAAUGACUUGCCCAUUAAAUUUUUGACCAUCAUAAACUCUUAUCUUCAUUCUUAUUAUUAUUAUUUAUUAUUAUUAUUUUUGCGUGUUUUUCUACAUUUGUGACGCAUGCAUACACGCACACAGAUUAGGUGAUGCGACUGCGGGAGAGGAACCUCACAGUCUGAGACCACGAUCGUGGCUUCUGGUUGGGUCAUUUGUGAGAAAUUAUGCUCUUAAUUAUUGUAUAAUACAGUAUGUAUGGUAGCGGCAGCAAUCAAGCAUGUUGUUUUUAAUUAGGAAUUACCUAUAGGCAAUACGUCAAGGGCUGACUGAAUGACCAGUCCUUCUCGGACCAAAAAGAUUCCCCAUUUUUCUUGUCAAAUUGAUGCUCAUAAUAUGUAUGUAAUGUACGUACUCAAUUGCUCAAGCAGUCACCAUCUAUCCUUAAUUUUAAAUAUUAGUUGAUGACUUGGUGCAUAGCAUCUGCAGUAGUAGUUGCAAUUUCAUAGUUUAUUUCUGCAACUUUCCAGUUCCUGACGAAAUAAAUAUAUUUUAUAUAUAUUUGCCCAGUAAAAGACCAAACUUCA
This is a messenger RNA of Pistacia vera, 1449 nucleotides long. RefSeq lists its product as uncharacterized. Bases 69 to 719 code for a protein of 216 amino acids. Lineage: Eukaryota; Viridiplantae; Streptophyta; Magnoliopsida; Sapindales; Anacardiaceae. The transcript is spliced from 5 exons. The record is from RefSeq and is a predicted model, not a curated record.